CUUGCGCCAGCCACAACUCGCAAAGUCAGUCGAACCAACAUGGGCGCCGUGACCAAGUACCCGUACCCCAAGCACACGUGGUCCCCUGCCGGCGGGUGGUGGAACCAGCCCAAGAACUGGAAGAACCGCACAGCCAUCCUGACCGGGGUUAUGGUCUUGCUGAUCGUGCCCAUGACUGUCUUCUCCACCAAGAACAAGACCACGUACAGCCAUCUCCCCAAGGCCGCGUCGGACGACGAAUAGAUAUUCACGUAGCUCCGUCGUCCCGUGAUGCACGUCUAACCACAUCAAUUGGAACACGGAUAUGUGCUGCUGUGUGAGAUACUAUAUUAAUGGUUUUUAAAACUGAUGCCGCGACCGA
Aphanomyces astaci is the source of this 361-nucleotide messenger RNA. RefSeq lists its product as hypothetical. The record is from RefSeq and is a predicted model, not a curated record. The transcript has a single exon. NCBI's taxonomy places the organism in Eukaryota, Oomycota, Saprolegniomycetes, Saprolegniales, Verrucalvaceae. The coding region runs from base 40 to 243 and encodes 67 amino acids.